CCUAAUUCCUCCGCUCAUCCUCUCUCUUUUCCUCUCUGACCCGAAGCAAACACGACCCUUCUUCUCUCUCACUCUCUCGUCUCUUCUCUCAUCCCUCUGAAAUCAAAAUCAAACGCGAACAGAAAAAGAACAAAACCCAAAACCUCCCAUUCGUUUGAAAAUCGAUCUGCCUCUUUCCUCUCUUUUCCUCGUGUUGGCGACAAGGAGAGUAGAACGAUGACAACGGCGGCGAAAUCGAGGGCCUUCGACGUCGACGAUGGUGUUGACUGCGCCGAUGAAGGGAAAAUAGGGAAAACGAAUGGCGACGGCUCUGGGUAUUACCGGCGGCGAGGGUUGACGAGGGAAGGAAUGGCUAGCGAGAAGAAGAGUCACCGCCGGCAAGCUCUGGUGACAGUGCCGCCCGUUGACUCGUCAGAGUAA
This is a messenger RNA of Linum tenue, 420 nucleotides long. NCBI's taxonomy places the organism in Eukaryota, Viridiplantae, Streptophyta, Magnoliopsida, Malpighiales, Linaceae. The record is from the annotation of a GenBank genome assembly.